UUGUCUUCAUUUUCAUGUUCACUUUAAUUCCCUUCUACUCCCAACUCAUCAGAAAUUCAAGAAGACGAAAAAAUGCCACUAAAACUAGCAGUAGCUGUGUUUUUAGUGGCACUAUUAGUUGUGAAUACAGUAGCAGAGAGUCCUUACAGAUUCUAUGAGUUUAAUGUUACUUAUGGCACCAUUUCUCCUCUUGGUGUUCAACAAAAGGGAAUUCUGAUCAAUGGCCAAUUUCCUGGUCCUGACAUUUACUCUGUUACUAAUGACAAUGUUAUUAUCAACGUCUUCAACAACUUGGAUGAGCCUUUUCUUAUUUCAUGGAAUGGGAUUCAAAAUAGGAGAAACUCAUUCGAAGACGGAGUAUGGGGAACGACGUGCCCAAUACCACCAGGGAAGAAUUUCACAUACGUUUUGCAAGUGAAGGAUCAAAUAGGGAGCUUCUACUAUUUUCCUUCAACUGCAUUUCACAAAGCUGCAGGUGGUUUUGGAGGAUUCAGGAUCCUCAGCAGGCCUGGAAUUCCUGUUCCUUUCCCUGAACCUGCUGGCGAUUUCACCCUCCUUAUUGGUGACUGGUACAAGAGCAAUCACACGUACUUGAAAUCAAUUCUUGACAGAAACCACAAGUUGCCUUUUGUUGAUGGCAUUCUUAUCAAUGGUCAAGGCCGUAAUGGUGCUUCCUUCACAGUUGAGCAAGGGAAAACUUAUAGAUUGAGGAUAUGCAAUGUUGGAUUGGAACAUUCACUCAACUUCCGAAUCCAAGAUCAUAAAAUGACAUUGGUGGAAGUAGAGGGUACACACACAAUGCAAGAGAUUUAUUCCUCCCUUGAUGUUCAUGUUGGACAAUGCUACUCUGUCCUCUUCACAGCUGAUAAACCUCCUAAGGAUUAUUACAUCGUUGCUUCAAAUCGUUUCUCGUCUAUUCUUAUUGAUACCACUGCUGUACUUCACUACAGCAACUCUAACCAGCAAGUCUCCGGCUUCCCCCCUGGUGGUCCGACCAUUGAAAUUGGUUGGUCGCUUAACCAGGCACGUUCUAUCAGGACCAACUUAUCGGCUAGUGGACCAAGGCCAAACCCACAAGGAUCAUACCAUUAUGGUAUGAUCAACACAACUAGAACUAUCAGACUUGCAAACUCUGCUGGACAAGUCAAUGGAAAGCAGAGAUAUGCUGUCAACAGUGUGUCCUUUGUGCCAACCGAUACUCCGCUCAAGCUUGCUGACUACUUCAAGAUUGGAGGAUUUACUGUAGGAAACAUACCUGAUGCCCCGCCCGGUGGAGGAAUUCACCUCGAUACAUCUGUUUUGCAAACUGACUAUAGGACAUUCAUUGAGAUUGUAUUCGAGAACAAGGAGGGGAUCGUGCAGAGUUGGCAUCUUAAUGGCUAUGCUUUCUGGGUAGUAGGUAUGGACGGAGGAAAAUGGACUCCGGCUAGUAGGAACCAAUACAAUCUCCGCGAUGCAGUUUCGCGAAGCACAACUCAGGUGUAUCCCAAGUCAUGGACGGCAAUAUUAAUUGCAUUGGACAAUGUGGGAAUGUGGAACCUUAGGUCUGAGUUUUGGGCUCGACAGUAUCUUGGACAGCAGUUAUACAUGAAUGUAUACACAGAAUCAACCUCUUUGCGAGAUGUAUAUCCCAUUCCAAUAAACGCUCUUCUAUGUGGCAAAGUGGCUGGCCGGCAUAAAAGACCGCUUUAAGCUAAGCUGCAAAUCAUGAAAUCAUUCUGCUGCUAUACUUUUUCUUGCCAUCAAGCUGAGGCAAAGUGAAAAAGAGAAGAAUUUGACUUACAUUUGAUUCUUGUGUUAUGUUAUACACAGGCUCUGAGAGCAAAGUUAGGAUAAAGUAAUAGCUUAUUACUGCCCCUAUUAGUUUACCACAACUAGUUUGAAUGACCUCAACUCAAGGUCCCAUUCUUUCUUUGUUUCCACUAAACAUUGUUAUUCUGUUCUAUCUUCAUUGUUUUACUUGUCUUGAAUAACAAUAAACGAAUUGCUGUUUGUUUUCA
Molecule: messenger RNA, 2000 nt
Organism: Nicotiana attenuata
Lineage: Eukaryota; Viridiplantae; Streptophyta; Magnoliopsida; Solanales; Solanaceae
Product: L-ascorbate oxidase homolog
Exons: 8
Coding region: 73-1692 (539 amino acids)
Molecular function (GO): copper ion binding; oxidoreductase activity
Source: RefSeq, a predicted model, not a curated record